GUGCACUCGGGUGACGUUUCCGAACGCAGCCUUGUGCAUGCUGUUUUCAUAUCCGUUUAUAAGUCAUUGGAAUGUUAAUUUUUUUAUGUAGAGCAAGAAUUUUAACUACUAUUUUCAUAUUCUACUAACGAAAUCACAUAAUACUUGGACUUGUUUAUCUCCAUUAAAAAUGAGUGCAAUUACUGAAUCAGAGAAGAAACGCUUGCGUUCUUUGAAGGAGAAGAAACUGGCGUUUAAAGCAAAGGGACAACUUAUACAGCAAGCAUUAAGAAACUUGGAUACUACUACAAACAAUAAGAAAAUUAUAUUUUAUGACAAUGAAGGGCAACAACUAGAACCAAAGGAAAAGACAAAGAGAGAUUUGUUUGACAGUGACGAUGACAAUAACAAUGAAAAGAAUUCUCUAUGGAAUGAGGAUGAAUUUAAAAUCAAGAAAGGUAAAAAGACCACUCUUGGCAACGAUGCGCGUUUUACUCUGGAUAAUCGAUUCACUGAAGACGAUCGUCAGACAGAGGAAAGUAAAGUUGUUGAUGGCACCGAUGAGUGUAAUUUGCAAAAAGAAAAAGAAAGACAGCUGGGUAUCUUAGAAAGCAUUUUAGGAGUGCCGCUUACUGUAAAAAAACAGGAAACACAACCUACUAAGAAGGGAUUGAUGAUACGAUAUGACCCAACUGAAAAUGGUCAUUGUGAAUAUGAAGUGAAACCUGAACAACCGAAAACUAAGGAGGAACAGAGUAAAAAAAAGAAACGUGAAAAGUUAGUUCCAGAGAAUGAGAAACCUGUGCCAGAGCCAGAAGUGUCAAAGGAUAUUUAUUAUGCUGUAUCUGAUAUCUUGACAGAAAGCUUGAAACAGAAAGGAGAAUUUAGUUUGUUGAAAGCAUAUGGGAAGGAAAAAGAUGACACAGAAAAUACUAAAGAUAACGAUACAUCCACUGUGAAAAAUAACAAAGCCCAAAAAUUUAAGUUUAAUUUUAAUGCAAAUAAUGCAUUUAAAUACGAUUCAUCUGAUGAUGAAAAUACACAUGAAGCACCAGACAUAGAUAAUCAAAUGGUUGAUGAUAUUAAAGAAGAUACUCAACAAAAUAGCCUAUUUGGCUAUAAAGAUACUCUAUUUUUUGAUAACAAUGACGUAAGGUUUAAUGAGGCUAUAAAGUUCUUCAGUAAAAAAGCUGCUUCAAAUUAUGAACUUAAUAAUUUAAGACGCGAAUUGAAAACAAUUGUACGUAUGAAAAUUCGUAAUAAUGUGAGGAGACAUCAGCCGUAUGGUAAGAAAAGAAAAAUAAAAAAAUCUUAAAUAUU
Molecule: messenger RNA, 1299 nt
Organism: Temnothorax curvispinosus
Lineage: Eukaryota; Metazoa; Arthropoda; Insecta; Hymenoptera; Formicidae
Product: nucleolar protein 8-like
Exons: 7
Coding region: 170-1294 (374 amino acids)
Molecular function (GO): RNA binding
Source: RefSeq, a predicted model, not a curated record